Molecule: messenger RNA, 1739 nt
Organism: Amphibalanus amphitrite
Lineage: Eukaryota; Metazoa; Arthropoda; Thecostraca; Balanomorpha; Balanidae
Gene: mRpL9
Product: 39S ribosomal protein L9, mitochondrial-like
Exons: 6
Coding region: 234-1058 (274 amino acids)
Biological process (GO): translation
Cellular component (GO): ribosome; mitochondrion
Molecular function (GO): structural constituent of ribosome
Source: RefSeq, a predicted model, not a curated record
AACUACGCCGCGCAAAACAAACCGGCCGUCCUAACUAAGACCGGUGGCCACUUUUACAGCAAGACAACAUGGGAAAACCCAUAUCCAUGUACUAUGCCAUGAAUAUGGGAAAAAACCCAUGAAUUUACGUUAAGACACAUAAAUGACAGUGAAACUUACCGGUAAAUUGAUGUUUGUGAAGGGAGGGAAGGAGGAAGUUUGUGAAUGCACUUGUAAUUGCUACUGUGAACAAAAUGUUCUUGGCAAGGAGCACAAAACAAGUCCUUUCAGCUAUCAGAACUCUUGCGACCCCUCAAGAACUUCGUCAUACAAGUCAGUACGCCGGCACCUUUGUGCUGAAACGAAGAAAUGAGCCGCAGCUCAGCAAGCGUUCAUUCCCCGAAGGGUCAUACCGAAAACUGCGGCGGAAGCACAAGAUUUAUGAAACUUUAGAGCGGCCAGGCACGCAACCGCUUCCAAACAUCGACGUGAUUCUUACGCAGUAUGUUGAGGGUCUCGGUAAGCCGGGAGACACUGUCUCCGUGAAGGUGACCAAAGCCCAGAACGAGCUGCUGGCGUUCGGGCGCGCCGUGUACGCCUCUCCGGAGAACCAGGAGAAGUACCGGAACGUGGCCGAACACUCGUCCGCCGACGAAGUCAGGCACUCGUCGAUAUACUCCGCACAGACGGCCAAAGUGCUGUCGCGUCAGGUGCUGGCUGUCUCGAUGAACCUCGAUCAGCCAUGGGUUCUGCAGCCCUGGCAUCUGAGCGUGGCCUUCCGAAAGGCGGGCUUCGUGGUGCCGGAGCACUGCCUGGAGAUGCCGUCGGGUGCCAUCGAAGGUCCCGACGUGGAGGGACUCGAGGGCAAGGAGUUCAUCGUCACCGUCACGAUCAACAACUGCGAGCAGGUGCCGGUGCGGUGCCGACUGCACCAUUACGCCACCGAGCCGCGCGACCGUCUGCCGUACCGGCGGCAGCCGUGGCUGCAGCCCGCCGAGCCCGUCUUUCCCGAGGAGGCCGAGCGGCUGGCGGCCUUACCACGGCCCAUCAGCAAACCGCUGGACGGCGACGACCACUGAGGACGUCGCACGGACUGACUGUAUGCGACAGCUGAGCGCCGGGCAGCUCGACAGGCGCUAUCCCCCCCCCCCCCUGAUGGUUCCCGGAGAAAUAUGUCUCCUCCGUGGACGGUCAUGGUAUACUGCCUGGGAACUACACCCGUCUCUCGAUCAUCCGGGAGAAGUCGGACCAGGCGGGCUGAGUCGCAAUUAUACCCGUCUUUUUCGACCUUUGAAAGUAAUUGCAAUCGGUAUCUGCAUUUGACAAUUGAUUAUUGCAGUGGUUUCGACACCCAGUCUGGUAGGGGUGCGUAGUUUCAGGCGCGCUUAGUGUCUAGUACCGCCUGCUCCCGAGAUGUGGUGUGAUGGUGUUUGUGAGCCGAGAUGGCGCCGCGAGCGGUGCCCAUCCUAUCCUAUCCUAUCUAGGAGCGGUGCCGAUCCUAGAUCUAUCCGGCUCGAUACUGAUACGGGCGGACGGUGCGGGUCGAGCCGGGUCGGCCCUCACAUCGAGCCCCGUCAGUUAGCCUGUUCGACGGACGGACCCGGGGCUCUGCCGUGACCGGCCGGCAUACCAGUGCAUCGUCUUGUGGGUGUGAGAGCAUGUCGGUGUCGUCUCCCGUUUGCACGAGUCUGAAACUGAGAAGGAUGCUUGACGUUUGGUGUGUUAGGAGACGUGAUGUUUGAAUACAUGUUGAAUAUCUA